AUGCUCGCAGGCAUGGUACCAAGUACGACCGCCGUCCUGAUUUCCUUGGCCACACUUGCAGCCGCGUCUGUGGAAUCACCAUGGCUGUCCCCCAAACCCCCAAUGGGUUUCAACAACUGGUCUCGCUUCCAGUGCGCCCUGAAUGAAUCUCUCUUCACCCAGACCGCCGACGCCAUGCUCUCACGCGGCCUUCUCGCAGCGGGCUAUGAUCGACUCAAUCUCGACGACUGCUGGGCCUUGCAUUCCCGCGCCGCAGAUGGUUCGCUGCAGUGGGACCCUGUCAAAUUCCCUCACGGGAUCCCGUGGCUUUCAGACUAUCUGAAGCAGCGCGGAUUCAAACUGGGCAUCUACGGCGACUCGGGGAACAAGACCUGCGGCGGAUACCCCGGGAGCUUGGGGUACGAGGCGUUGGACGCGAAGACCUUUAGCGACUGGGGGGUCGACUUUUUGAAACUGGACGCGUGCAACAUGCCCUCAACCACGGGUGCGAAAUACGACGAGUCGACCUACGCGCCCAUCUUCGAGAACUGGCACAAUGUCCUCAUAGCGCUACCGACCCCUCUCGUCUUCUCCGAGUCUGCCCCGGCGUAUUUCUCCCGCGAAGCGAAUCUCAGCGACUGGCAUCGAGUGAUGUCCUGGGUGCCGGCGUAUGGUGAACUGGCACGUCACAGCGCCGACAUCGUCAACUUUGCCACCACCGGUGGCGGCGGCAGCGCCUGGGAGAGCGUCAUGUACAACUACGGCGUGAACACGAUGCUGGCGCGAUAUCAACGAGCCGGAUUCGUCAACGACCCGGAUUUUCUCAUCCCGGACCAUCCGGGACUGACCAUGGAUGAGAAACGCAGCCAGGUCGCGCUGUGGGCAAGUCUGGGUGCGCCACUGAUCAUCAGCGCGUGGAUUCCCGGAUUGAGCGAGGAUGAGAUGGAUUUGUUGACAAACACGCGGAUCAUAGCUGUAGAUCAAGACACUUUGGGUCUGCAGGCGACGUUGGUGAGUCAGGAUGGCGAAUGGGACGUGUUGACGCGGAGCCUAAGUGGCGGGGAGCGGUUACUUACCAUCUUGAACCGCGGUGAAAGCAUGAGCAGCCACCAGGUCGACCUCGAGAGAGUAGGGCUGUCCUCCGCUGACAAUUGCACGUACAGUGUGCAAGAGUUGUGGGGGGGUGGAAUCAGCCAGGCCACGGGGCACGUGGAGGUCGGCCACGUACCGGCACAUGGGACCGCCAUGUUGAAAAUCGCGUCAGACGAUACCACGUGCAUGACGACGAUACCGACAGGGAUGGUCUUCAACACGCCGUCCGGCAAUUGCCUGACCAACAACGGCCUGGGGCUUCUCACGGUGUCGCCGUGUAAUGCUGCCGAUGGACAAGUUUGGCAGGUCCAUCCCGACGGAAGCCUCAACACUCUGUCGCACAAGACCGAAUGCCUGACGAAUGCAGGAAAUCAGUCUCUGAGUCUGUCGACCUGUGAGCCGGGCGUCGCGGCACAGCAGUGGGUGAGCCAUGUGUCGGGAAAUCUGGUGAGCCUGAUUUCUGGCGAGUGCCUCACAAUUGGUGGUGCCGGCGCUGGGAGGAGAAAUGUCCCGACACUGGCCGUGUGCCUUGACGAGAUGAAUGAGCAGAUAUUCGGGCUACCGAGUGGGGUCAAUAUCGUAAGCUGA
Messenger RNA from Exophiala oligosperma, 1659 nucleotides. RefSeq lists its product as uncharacterized. The record is from RefSeq and is a predicted model, not a curated record. Gene Ontology annotation, biological process: carbohydrate metabolic process. Gene Ontology annotation, molecular function: hydrolase activity, hydrolyzing O-glycosyl compounds. The transcript has a single exon. NCBI's taxonomy places the organism in Eukaryota, Fungi, Ascomycota, Eurotiomycetes, Chaetothyriales, Herpotrichiellaceae. The coding region runs from base 1 to 1659 and encodes 552 amino acids.